Molecule: messenger RNA, 2316 nt
Organism: Caenorhabditis briggsae
Lineage: Eukaryota; Metazoa; Nematoda; Chromadorea; Rhabditida; Rhabditidae
Gene: Cbr-mcm-5
Product: Protein CBR-MCM-5
Exons: 6
Coding region: 1-2316 (771 amino acids)
Biological process (GO): DNA replication; DNA replication initiation; double-strand break repair via break-induced replication
Cellular component (GO): nucleus; MCM complex
Molecular function (GO): single-stranded DNA helicase activity; 3'-5' DNA helicase activity; DNA replication origin binding
Source: RefSeq, a predicted model, not a curated record
AUGUCGAAUCUCGACAAUCCCGGCAUCUACUAUCAGGAGCGUUUCUUCGCCAACGACGGCGUCCCUGAUACUGGAAAGGAGCUGAUCGCCGAGUAUCGUCAGCUGAUCACUCAGUUCCGCAACUUUAUCAGAGAUUUCUCCACCGGAGGCUUUGGAAUGAUUUAUCGAGACCAACUGAAGCGCAACUACUUCAGUCAUGAGUACCAUCUGGAGAUCAAUCUGAACCAUUUGAAGAAUUUCGACGAAGACAUUGAGAUGAAAUUGCGGAAAUUCCCGGGAAAAUUGCUUCCAGCACUUGAGGAGGCCGCGAAAAUCGUCGCCGACGAGAUUACGACGCCACGUCCGAAGGGAGAGGAGAAACUGCAUGAUAUUCAGGUGAUGCUCACUCUCGAUGAGUAUCCAACGUCGUUGCGUCAAGUGAAAUCCGCGCAGGUGUCGCAGGUCGUCAAGAUCUCUGGAAUCAUCGUCGCUGCUGCUCAGGUCCGUUCCAAAGCGACCAAAGUCACCCUACAGUGUCGUCAAUGCAAGCACACGAUCCCGGACGUCAGCAUCAAGCCAGGAUUGGAGGGAUUCGCUCUGCCACGGACGUGUGCAGCCCCCCAACAAGGCCAAAUGGUCAAGUGCCCAAUCGAUCCGUACAUCAUGUUGCCCGACAAGUGCGAAUGCGUCGAUUAUCAAACGCUGAAGCUUCAGGAGAAUCCAGAAGACGUGCCACACGGAGAGAUGCCACGUCAUCUGCAACUCUUCACCGAGAGAUAUUUGACAGACAAGGUUGUCCCUGGCAAUCGUGUCACCAUUGUCGGCGUCUACUCCAUCAAGAAGCUGGCCCAACAACGAAAGGGCGGUGAUAAGACGCUCCAAGGCAUCCGCACGCCGUAUCUCCGAGUCUUGGGCAUCCAAAUCGAGACUUCUGGACCAGGACGAACCAAUUUCACUCAAUUCACACCGGAAGAGGAACGAAUGUUCAAGACGCUAGCUCAACGAAAGGACGCCUUCGAAAUCAUUGCCAAAUCCAUUGCCCCAUCGAUUUACGGAUCCGCAGAUAUCAAGAAAUCGAUCGCUUGCCUGUUGUUCGGUGGAGCGCGAAAGAAGCUUCCAGAUGGGAUCACUAGAAGAGGAGAUAUUAAUGUGCUCCUUUUGGGAGAUCCUGGAACCGCCAAAUCGCAGUUGCUGAAGUUUGUGGAGCAAGUGGCGCCGAUUGGAGUGUACACCUCUGGAAAGGGAUCUUCGGCUGCUGGUUUAACUGCCUCCGUUAUCAGGGAUCCACAGUCGAGAUCGUUUAUCAUGGAGGGUGGAGCUAUGGUGCUGGCCGAUGGUGGUGUUGUCUGCAUUGAUGAGUUUGAUAAGAUGAGAGAAGACGAUCGUGUAGCUAUCCACGAGGCUAUGGAACAGCAGACCAUCUCGAUUGCUAAGGCUGGAAUCACGACAACUCUCAACUCUCGUUGCUCAGUUUUGGCGGCGGCCAACUCGGUGUAUGGACGAUGGGAUGAGAGCAGAGGCGAUGAGAAUAUCGAUUUCAUGCCGACGAUUUUGUCGCGUUUCGAUAUGAUCUAUAUUGUCAAGGAUACGCAUGAUGUUAAUAAGGAUUCGGUUAGUAGAAGAGGCUCUUGGCUGGAACAUACCCUCGCGAAGCACGUCAUCGAAGUGCACGUCAACGCCUCUGCUGCCAAGGAACGCGACGAUGCAGGAGUUCCAAAAGCGCCAACCACCGAUGCCGAUGGAGGAGUGAUGCAGAUGUACGAUACGGAUGGAUUCCUAACAAUCGAAUUCCUGAAGAAGUUCGUCACCUAUGCUCGUAUGACAUGCGGACCACGUCUCACCCCACAGGCAUCGGAGAAGCUCGUCAAUCACUACGUCAAGAUGAGAAACCCGGUCGUCAAUGCCGACGCUUUUAAAUCCGGCAAGAAGGCGCAUCACUCGGCGAUCCCGAUCACCGUCCGUCAACUCGAAGCCAUCGUUCGUAUCGCCGAGAGCUUGGCGAAAAUGGAGCUGCAGCACUUCGCGACGGAUAAGCACGUCGAGGAGGCGCUCCGUCUGUUCCGUGUGUCCACAAUCGAAGCGGCUGCCACCGGAAACUUGGCCGGCGUCGAGGGAUUCACGUCGAACGCCGAUCAGGAGGCGCUGAAUCGAAUCGAGGUGCAGAUGAAGAAGCGAUUCGCGAUCGGAACUCACGUCUCGGAGCAUUUGAUCGUUCAGGACUUUGUCUCUCGUCAACACUACAAGGAAUCGCUCGUCAAAAAGGUCAUUGAUAAUCUCGUCCGUCGUGGAGACUUACAGCAGAAGAUGCAGCGGAAAAUGCUCUAUCGUGUUCGCUAA